Molecule: messenger RNA, 4432 nt
Organism: Schistosoma bovis
Lineage: Eukaryota; Metazoa; Platyhelminthes; Trematoda; Strigeidida; Schistosomatidae
Source: the annotation of a GenBank genome assembly
GUUUUAGUUAUUUUUCAGCGAAAACUAUGACCUACGAAUAUAAAGUAACUAAUCAGAUAUUGUUGUCCAAUGAACACUUCUUAUAAUUAUUAUGGUAGCCAAUACAACAAUUACUACGCAUCAGAACACAGAAUUCCCUCUGAUGUGAAAGCUCAUGCGUGUUUAAUGAUCUUAGCAUGGGGUUUCUGUAACCCAAAUGCAAUCAUCAUUUCGAGACACUUCAAGAAAGGUUGGCCAGGUCGGACAAUAAAUAACUUCGCUUACUGGUUUCAGUUUCACAUUAUUCUGCAGUCAUUCACCCUUGCAUUCGUUUUAUUGGCACUAAUGAUUAUUGUUGUGCACGUUAUGGGCUACUCAAAUUUAAGGGAUCUUCCCUUCAGCGCUCACCCAGCUUGUGGAUUUGCAAUCGUUGUGCUUACUUUCUCAAAUCCUAUUGUUGCAUGGUUUCUCUGCACGACAAGUGGUCGUCAGAGAGCUAUUACGAAAUAUGUUCAUCAGGUGGCUGGAAUUUUAUCCCAGAUGCUUGCAGUCCCGACAGCCUUAAUCGGACUACAGAUGCCUGCUUUGGGAUAUGGUAUUUGUUCAUCAAAAGUAUAUUCGACACUUUUUGCUAUUACUGUUGUUCUUAACGUCAUCGUUGAAAUAACUCUUGAAGUUAUUGGAUACAAAAUCGGAAAAAAUGUCAAAAUUGUGCGGUCAAUUUUAAGCAUUCAAGCUGAUGAAGCUGACAAACUACUGGCUCGAAUUGAAGAAGAUCCGAAACAUGGAGCUACAUUUUUAGAACACUAUAGGAUAGAACUUAUAAUGAAUUUCGUGAAGCAUACAUAACAAUUUGCAAAUACUGAACACCUCCAUUUUAUAGUUUGGCCAUUUAAUUGCGUUUGUUCGCUGCAAUAAGUGUGUGUUCAGAACAAAAUGGUACUGUUUAUUGGCUUUUCAGUAAAUUCAUGCACAGUUUUCUGUAGCACAUUUUCAAGCCCUAAGUAAUUUUAUAACUGAAAUUUUCUGCAACAAUCAAGACCUAUCGAUAUUAGUACACUUCGAUCAUUCCACAUAAGUAAGUUCACCUAUCUGUAGGAACGGUAAACUUGUAUAAGAACAGCAAAACUUCUAUCACCUUGUAAUAUAACAAUAGUUUUGUUAAACAAUUGUAUUAUAUUCAAGAAGCGAAAUAAUUUCAAGAUUUAGAGAAUCCUCUAUUUCUUGAUAUCACGUUUUUAAAGAUGAGGAAAAUGCUUUUAGUCUGUGUAUUAGCAUCUGAAGGAAGGCUUUGAAAGCGUAUCAAUUAAGUACUGGAUCAAACUGCUUAUUUUCCGCAAAUUUUGCUUCUAGAUUACAAACUAGCAACCGGCAAGACUCACUACUCUACCUAUGUCUUGGACUUAAUGGAGUUGGAAUAAUGCAACCCUUUUGGGGACGCUAAAUUCUCAAGCUCAAUACUUAUGAAGAAAUUAACUUCAAAAUUCACACAUUGGCUUUUAAGUGGAUUCUAUUCAUCGACUUUUUGUUCAUUUCCCUUUUCAUUGAAUCAUAUAUGAAGGAAAUUUAUUGAGCUUCAGCGUAUUUCAAUGCGUCAAUAAUUUUCACUGUUAUUGCACAUUCAAGUGUUGGCUACUCUCCUAAUACAUCCUUUUAUCAAUAAUCACUGAAACUAAUUGAUGCAGGUUGGGUAGAAAUGGAUGUGAAUUAAUCUUCUUUGUUCUUCUCCAACAUUUUAUUCACAAGAUUUGAAGUGAUUUUAGCUAGAAGAGAAGACAAUGAUUGUAUGUAGUACCAAAUUUGUAGUUAGAGUUAUCGUUGUAGUCUCGUGAAUGUAUCGUAGCUAAUGAUGGUUAUGAAAGCUCAUGAAAAAUAGAUUAAUGACAUUUUAAAAUUGCUUAUUACCAACGUCAAUUCAUGUAACUUUGCGUUAUCUCUAUAACUCCGAUUCAUUUUCCAUGCUGUACAAUCGCAACUAUAUAUACGUAUUUUUCAGGAUGAUAGUGAUAACAAUAAUAAUAGUAAUAAUAAACUUCUGCUACACAUGGUAAGAAUGAGGUAGAAUAGACAAAGGUAUUAAAAAGUUUUUUUAAACAGGGAAACUAAUAAUAGUUUGAUUGUUAUGGACUUAAAUAUUCAUCAUAAAGAUAGAUAGGGAAAUUAUGAUUGGGAAAGGAUGGCUCAGCACGAUAAGAUGAAAUGCUGAAAUUGAGAUGGAACAUAAUCAGGAGGAGCAUAGAAGCAGAAAUAAAUCGAUAGGGAGGUAGAAGGUUUAAGGAGAAAAUGGAAGGGGAAGCAGAUGGUUGUAAAGAAAGGAAAGUAUGAAGAGAGAAAAAUGAGAUUUUAAGAUCAUGUUCGAGGAAGAGGUUGUACCGAUUUCUUUUGGACACACAAUUCUGGUUUGCACAGAUGUAUGGCUAUUGUGUCGGCAAAGUUAAGAAGAUGCAAUAUAACUGCCGUCGGAAGAUUUUUACUUACCUUGUAGAUGGCUUUGAACGCAGAGUCCAUCUUGAUUGAGUGACCUGUGUUCACAAGGUGCUCGAUUGGGCCGUUUCAACCUCCUUUUAGCCACACCGAGUAAAGUUCUUGAAUUCUUUUGGAUAAAUUACUCAUCGAACGACCUGGCUCCACAUGGGUGGGUAAAUUAGUAAGUGCACAUUGAGUUGGUCAGAUGAGAUAAUUUGUCCUUAAGAUUAUUGAUGAACGGUGAUUGGCCGGAGAAUAUUAUCCGCAACAUUGAUUCUCCUCUUUAAGACAUUUGCAGCUCUAUCACCCUUAAAGUCGAUGUUAACGUAUAAUGUUUCCUUUUCAACUGAAGUUACUUGUGUUUUAGGCGAUUUCAGUUUCAUGUUUUUGUCAAUGAAUAUCAAACGAUACCCGCUUUUGACAAGUAUUUCCUUCGAGAGGCCCAGUUCUUCAUCUAAAACCUCAGGACUACAAAUACUUUGUAUUCCCAUAACGAGUGAUAUUAUGAGGUUUCGUUUUCGACUAAUGGGGAUACAGCUGUAGGAACUUGGGUCCCUUAUAGGUAGAUCUGUUUAGAGUUUCACCUUGUUUCCGUUUCAUUUCCACAUCAAGAAAGUGAACAUUUAGUUUGUUUUAAACUUCAAGUGUGAAAUUUAUUGCUGGGUGACAGUUAUUAAAUGUUUUCAGAAGAUGACUCAAAUAAUAUUUGUUUUCACAAAUGAUAAAAAUAUCAUCUACGUACCUUUUAUACAAGUGAAAUUUUUCGGUGGUCGUUUUAAGUCAAAUGUUUUCUAGACUCGCCAUGAAGCAAUCUGCUAGUAAUGGACCAAGAGGGGAUCUAUUGCUAUGCCACCCUUUUGCGAAUAAAUUACGUUGUUGAAUGUAAACUGUGCAUUGCAAUUGCAACGUAGUAGUAGUUCUUUCAAAUAUGCUUCCGGUAUUUUGAUAUUAAUCCCGUUAUUAUUUAUGUAACAACAGAUAAAACGGAAAUACAACUGACUUAUUUCUGUUUCUAUGCUCCUCCUGAUUAUGUUCCAUCUCAAUUUCAGCAUUUCAUCUUAUCGUGCUGAGCCAUCCUUUCCCAAUCAUAAUUUCCCUAUCUAUCUUUAUGAUGAAUAUUUAAGUCCAUAACAAUCAAACUAUUAUUAGUUUCCCUGUUUAAAAAAACUUUUUAAUACCUUUGUCUAUUCUACCUCAUUCUUACCAUGUGUAGCAGAAGUUUAUUAUUACUAUAAUUAUUGUUAUCACUAUCAUCCUGAAAAAUACGUAUAUUUAGUUGCAAUUGUACAACUUUGAAAAUGAAUUCACCGAAAGGGGAAGCCUCCUCUGAACCAAUCUUUCUUAUUCAAUGUUUCAAUGCGUGUAUUUCGUUUAAUUAAUUGACAGAAUUCGUUUACUACUGAGGAGACGGGAGGAUAUAGGUAAAUUUAGAAUUUCUAACUAGACUAUUUCAGCAGAAACAAAUAUUUAAAAAAGGUUCAAAGGAUAAAUAACUUGGUUUAGUAUAAAAAAAAGCCACAUUCACUAAUUAUUAUUAUUAUUUCAUAUAAAUUACAUUACCACAACUGUUUUUUUCUCCCUGGUUACAUAACUGUCAUCUAACGGGUUAUAAUUAUUUUUUCCUAGAAUCAAAGGUCAAAAAGAGGUGUACCAAAAGAAAUUACCAAAAACCAUACAUUAUGGGUAAUCAAAUACUUUCUUCUUGCUAUGCAUUUGGCGCUCAGUUUUAGCUUGGUAUUUGUCUUAGUUGUACUGUUAGCUGCAUAACGUUUCCCGUGUUUCUUCGGUGGAGUAAAAUAAAGGAAAAGUCAACACUUUUACUUUGAUUUUUUAUGAAGUCAAUUUUUAACUAGUACAACACAAUCUAUGUCAUACUAAAUAAAAUGUAUACGAACAUUGAAAAGUUGUCUUUCUCUUUACCAGAUCUUUUAAUUCAGUUCAGAUUUCAUGUAAUAUUGAUGUGAUCAGUACAAAAUGUUAAUACUGU